AUGCUGGCUUACUAUGUCUUGUUCCUGGCAUUUGCCUUGUACCGCCUUUCUAAGGCGAUCUACAACCUGUACUUCCAUCCGUUGGCCAAAUUUCCAGGACCCAAGCUCGCCGCCGCAUCCCACUUGUACGAGUUUUACUGGUCCGUCAUUCGGGACGGGGAGUUCAUCUGGGUGCUAGAGAGGCUGCAUAAGAAAUAUGGUCCAAUUGUGAGAAUAACACCACGCGAGCUCCACAUUAGCGAUCCCUCAUUCUAUAAUGAGAUAUACGCGGGUAACCCGAAAAGGGUGGAGGGCGACUACCGGUUCACACGGUCCCUCGGUACGACAAACUCUAUGUUUGCGGCCGUCGACCAUGACCUCCACCAGGCGCGCCGCAACAGCUUGGCCAAUUUCUUCUCCAAGCGGUCGAUCUCCGACCUCCAGCCCAUAAUCCAGGACAAGGCGGAGCGGUUUAUCAUGAGGCUGGAAGAGGCUUCUCAGAGCGGGUCUUUGGCCAACCUAAGCACCCUGUUCAUACCCCUCAGGUUCACAGAAGCAAAGAAGCUGCCUCCAUCGCUGGUGGGGCGCAUCUUGCCCAAGGCAGCUGUGGUGGUGCUGAAGACCCACCGCACCAUCAGGUCGUUGGCGUUGGAGGUGCUCAACGCCAAGGAGCCCAAAGCCUCCGACGAGAACAUGUUUGCCGCGCUUGCUGAUCCGUCGCUCCCGGCGGAGGAGCGGACCCUUGAGCGCCUCGAGGACGAAGGGUUUGUGAUUCUGGCCGCCGGGACGGAGACUACGGCCUACAGCCUCAGCGUCACCAUGUUUUAUCUGUUGGACAACCCUGGCAUCUUCUCAGAGCUCUAUGAUGAGAUCAAGGGGGUCAUGCCUGAUCCAGCAGAGUGUCCGCCCUUGGCGACGCUGGAAAAUCUAGCCCUGUUGAGGGGUGUUGUAAACGAGGGCCUCCGACUGUCCAUGGGCACACUGACACGACACCCUCGCAUAGCACCGGACCGGGUGUUGCAAUACAAGGACUGGUCAAUUCCUGCAGGUCAUGGCCACAGCUGA
This is a messenger RNA of Diaporthe citri, 1044 nucleotides long. RefSeq lists its product as uncharacterized. The record is from RefSeq and is a predicted model, not a curated record. Gene Ontology annotation, molecular function: monooxygenase activity; heme binding; iron ion binding. The coding region runs from base 1 to 1044 and encodes 347 amino acids. NCBI's taxonomy places the organism in Eukaryota, Fungi, Ascomycota, Sordariomycetes, Diaporthales, Diaporthaceae. The transcript has 5 exons.